This is a messenger RNA of Penicillium taxi, 207 nucleotides long. RefSeq lists its product as uncharacterized. Bases 1 to 207 code for a protein of 68 amino acids. The record is from RefSeq and is a predicted model, not a curated record. The transcript is spliced from 2 exons. Lineage: Eukaryota; Fungi; Ascomycota; Eurotiomycetes; Eurotiales; Aspergillaceae.
AUGACCAUCACUCCAUUGGAUGAGAACCAUGAUAUCUUGAUAUGGCAAAAUCCGGUGACCGUGGUCUACUCGAGCCCAGUAGAGUCUUUGAAAACCAGGCAUAGAUUGAUUCUGGCCGGAUGGCUCGCAGAUAUCAACUCCCGUGUGGCAUUUGAAUUGGAGAAUGCUAAGGACCGGAUUCGAUGGCAGCUGGUCCACUUCUUUUGA